Leptosia nina is the source of this 255-nucleotide messenger RNA. Lineage: Eukaryota; Metazoa; Arthropoda; Insecta; Lepidoptera; Pieridae. The record is from the annotation of a GenBank genome assembly.
AUGAAAGUGGUUAGUGUCUGCGGUGUGUUACAGUCGGGGCGGGACGAAGCCGUUAGCCAAGUGGCGAGAAGCGUGCCGUCUACUCGAUACACGUACACACUCAAAGAAUUCCAAUUAUUACGGCCGGUGUACGAACCGGCCCGGACAGCGCCGGCCGCCGCGUCCCGCACUCUGCGCCUCCGCCCUCGACUCGAGGCUGUUGACGUACGUAAUGAGAGGUGCGACGAUCGACAUUUCCAGGAGACCACCGCCUAA